This is a messenger RNA of Calypte anna (Anna's hummingbird), 972 nucleotides long. Its product is annotated as proto-oncogene Mas-like. Gene Ontology annotation, biological process: G protein-coupled receptor signaling pathway. Gene Ontology annotation, cellular component: membrane. The coding region runs from base 1 to 972 and encodes 323 amino acids. Lineage: Eukaryota; Metazoa; Chordata; Aves; Apodiformes; Trochilidae. Gene Ontology annotation, molecular function: G protein-coupled receptor activity. The transcript has a single exon. The record is from RefSeq and is a predicted model, not a curated record.
AUGGAGGAGACCAACACAACAGACCUCUCUCUGAACAACAUGACUGAGGGAGACUAUGCAGGCUCUGCAACAGCUGAGGAACAGUGCCCACCAUACAACAGAUUGCAGCCAAUUGAAUGGAUCUUUAUUGCUGUUUCCCUGUGUGGUCUUGUGGGAAAUAUGGUGGUCAUAUGGUUCCUGGGCUUCCAAAUGAAGAGGAACCCCUUCACUGUCUAUGUCCUGAAUUUGGCCAUUGCUGACUUCGUUCAGGUCUUCUGCCUUAUUGUCAUACUGAUAUCACGUGCUGUUCCAGUCAUCACUUGUACCUUCUCUUUUGAUUUUUUACUUACAGAUGUUAUCGUAAGGCAGGUGUUUGUAUUUUGGUAUUUUGCCAGCAUGUAUCUCCUGUCAGCAAUGAGCCUAGAGAGGUGCCUGUGUGCCCUGUUCCCAAUCUGGUACCGGUGCCAUCGCCCAAAGCGCUUGUCCGGCAUUGUGUGUGGAGUGAUCUGGGCUCUUGUUGUACUCUUUUGCUGUUUGUUUUACAUUUGUCGUCAUUUCCCUUGGGGACGAACCUGUGUAAAAAUAUCACAAGCUGUAAGCAUUUUUAAAUUUAUAAUUUUCUCCUUAUUUCCUCUCCUUUCCAACUUUGCUUUGUUCAUCAAACUCCGAUGUGGCUCCCAGAGACGACACCCAGGGAGACUCUACGUGGCUGUCCUGCUCAGUGUGGUCUUCCUGUUCAUCUUUGGGUUUCCUCUCACUGUUGAGCUCUUUCUUGAUUCUAUUUUCCCAUCUUAUACCUUACAUCUGUUUUACCUGCUGGCCUCACUGAACAGCACCAUCAACCCCUUAAUUUAUUUCCUGGUGGGGAGCUGCCGGCAGUGCCGCUUCCAGGGCUCUCUCAUGGUCGCCCUUCGCCGAGUGUUUGAAGACAAAACCACGAGUGAGGAGAGGAGAAACGUGUCAGGGGAGCCCAUGGGGCAGACCAGUCUGUGA